UUCCCUACCAAAAUUCGGAAUUAAAAAAAGGAAUGACAACCUCCAAGAUAGACAAAACUUUCUCACUCUACUUGACUUGAUACAAACUAUUUAAGGGGUCCAUGUCAUAAUCAAAGGUCCCUUAAGAUUUGUACUUCACCAAAUACUAAAAUUUAGGCAUUAUCCCAUUUCAUUUUGCCUACAUUCUCUAUAUCAUUUCAUUCAUUACUUUUGCUCUCUUUCUUCUUCCUUCCUUCCUUCCUUCACCUUCUCUGUCACACUGUCUCACUUCCAUUUAUACUACUAUUACAUUUUAUCAUUACCUUAAUAACCUCAUAAACCCUUCAUUUUAAUUUCGUAUUGUAUUAUAAAUAUAUUUCUUCUCUUCGCCCUCUUUUUUUUCUUCUACACAUAAACAUAAUUUACAGAGAAAAUGGUGCUCUGACUCUACUGCUCUUUGCUUUGAAUAUUCAGGUACUCAAGAAGUUGGCUAUGGAGUCACCGAAACCAUUAAUGGAAGUUUAUAGUCUAGCCACAAAAAUGGCAACCAAUUCAUAUCAAAUUAUGCUUCUUUUCCUCUUAUUUUGCUAUUUCCCGCCAAAUUUAGCAUCUUUAACGGUCGAAAAAGCUGUUCUUCUUGAAUUCAAAUCCCACCUUAAAGACCCAUCAAACCUCCUUACAUCCUGGAAUGAUUCCAACUCUCCUUGUGAAUUUUCUGGAGUGUCCUGUGACUUACAAACUGGGAGAGUAGAUGGGAUUCAUCUAGAUAAUGCUUCAUUAGCCGGCGAGGUUUCGCCUUCUGUGUGUAGGCUACAAGGCCUUAAAUUUCUUGUUCUUCCAUCAAACUCCAUUUCUGGGAACAUCCCAUCAGAGUUGAACCAGUGCAGAAAUCUGAAGGUUCUGAAUUUUACCAUCAAUAAGUUGGUGGGUAGGAUUCCUGAUCUUUCUGGUCUUAAAAAUUUGGAGGUGCUAGAUUUGUCAGAUAAUUUUUUGAAUGGUGAAUUUCCUACUUGGGUUGGCAAUAUGACAGGAUUAGUCUCUUUGGGUCUAGGAAAUAAUUUUUUCAACGAAGGGCGAUUACCGGACAGUCUAGGCAAUCUGAAGAACUUGACUUGGCUGUUCUUAUCCAACUGCAAGAGGGUAGGAGAAAUUCCAGAAUCAAUUUAUGGCCUGAAAGAGCUUGUUACAUUUGAUUUGUCAAGGAAUAGGCUAUGUGGGAAGUUGUCUGAAUCAAUUUCUGAGUUGCAAAAGCUGACAAAGAUUGAGCUUUUUGCUAACAAUUUGACUGGAGAAAUUCCUUCAGAGUUAGCAAAUCUGACUCUUCUGCAGGAAUUUGAUAUAUCAGCUAACCAUUUCUCUGGGAAGUUGCCUCCAGAGAUCGCGAAUCUGAAAAACCUGACAGUUUUUCAGCUGUAUGAGAAUGACUUUGUAGGGGAACUUCCUCGCGGUUUUGAAGAUUUGCGCAAUCUUAUAGGCUUUUCGAUUUACAGAAACAGCUUUUCAGGGGAAAUUCCAGCAAAUUUUGGGAGAUUCUCUCCAUUAGUUAGUAUAGACAUCUCUGAAAACAAUUUUACUGGUUCUUUUCCUAGGUACUUGUGUGAAAGCCGAAGCCUACAGUUCUUGCUUGCUCUGAAUAAUGGGUUUUCCGGAGAAAUUCCUGCUUCCUAUGCUGAAUGUAAAUCACUUGUGAGGCUCAGAGUCAAUCACAACCGUCUGUCAGGGCAACUUCCUGAUGGUAUAUGGGCAUUGCCUAAUGUAGAUAUAGUGGAUUUCAGUAAUAAUGAACUUACAGGUCAGAUGUCUUCAGAUAUAGGGAAUUCGACUGCCAUGAGUCAGUUAAUUUUGGAGAACAAUAGGUUUUCUGGUGAACUUCCAACAGAACUUGGAAAACUUACUCAACUAGAGAGGCUUUAUUUGAGUAAUAAUUCAUUUUCUGGUGUGAUUCCCCCUCAACUUGGAGCCUUGAAACAGCUAUCAUCAUUACAACUGCAAGGAAAUUCCCUUUCUGGUUCAAUACCACAAGAGUUAGGCGAGUGCACGAGGCUUGCUGACUUCAAUCUUGCAGGCAACAUGAUAGAUGAUAAGAUCCCUUCUACACUUGCUCAGAUGACCUCAUUGAACUCUCUCAAUCUUUCAAGGAAUAGGCUUAAGGGUUCAAUUCCAAGCAAUCUAGGAAAGUUGAGAUUGAGUUUGAUCGAUUUAUCUGACAAUGAGUUAUCAGGAAGUGUUCCUCAGGGCUUGUUAAACAUUGGCAGCAGUGAUUCCUUUCGAGGGAACAAAGGGUUGUGUGCUUACAAGAGUAUGAAAACCUUUGUAAAUUAUGGGAUUGGAGUGUGCAAUGGUGAAGAAAUCCACGAGAAGGGGUUGUCAAAUAGACUGAUAGCAACUUUUUCUGCUCUGUCUUUCCUUGUUUUGAUCUUAUCCGCGUUAUUGUUCUUGAACUACAGACACUACAAGGUUUCAAACUCUUGCUCCAAAGUUGAUCUUGAAGGCAGCAAUGGCAUGGAACCAAAAUGGAAAGUUGAAUCUUUCCACCAUUUGGAAUUUGAUGUAGAUGAAAUCUGUAACUUGGAGGAAGAUCAUCUGAUUGGAAAUGGAGGGGCGGGAAAGGUUUAUCGUUUGGAGCUUAAGAAGAACGGUGGAAUAGUGGCUGUAAAGCAACUAUGGAAGGGAACAUCUUUUAAGGUGAUAUCAACUGAGAUGAAUAUCUUGGGAAAUAUUAGACACAAGAACAUAUUAAAGCUUUAUGCCUGCUUACUGAGAGGAAACACUGCUUUUCUAGUCUUUGAGUACAUGGAAAAUGGUAACUUGUUUCAAGUGCUUCACCGGGAGAUCAAGGAUGGGCAGCCAGAAUUAGAUUGGAAUAAGCGCUACAACAUUGCUUUAGGAGUUGCAAAGGGUCUAUGCUAUCUGCAUCAUGACUGCUCACCUCCUAUCAUUCACCGAGACAUAAAAUCAACCAACAUCUUACUCGAUCAGGAAUAUGAGCCAAAGAUUGCAGACUUUGGGGUAGCUAAAGCCACAUAUGAUUCUGCAGAGGUGUCUGAGUUUAGUUGUUUUGCUGGUACUCAUGGUUACCUUGCUCCUGAACUCGCAUAUACAUGCAAGGUCACAGAGAAGAGUGAUGUAUACAGUUUCGGGGUGGUACUUCUUGAAUUGCUGACAGGAAAGGGACCAAUCGAAGAGCUUUAUGGAGAAGGAAGAGACAUUGUUCAUUGGGUUUUGAGGGGCCUAAAUGACAAGAACAGCGAGAUUCAUGUUCUUGACCCUAAGAUAGUAUCAGAUUGCACCAAAGAUGCAAUGAUGAAAGUCUUGAAGAUUGCCACAUUAUGCACUACCAAGCUUCCAUCUCUCCGCCCUAACAUGAGAGAUGUGGUUAAGAUGCUUGCUGAUGUUGAUCCUUGUGCUUUCAGGUCUCUUGAUGAUUACACCGAAAAAUCUCAGAAGGUUUUGCAUUAGUACUUUCACUGUCUUAUAUUCUCUGCUUCAAGCAACUUUAUUUUAUAAAUACCUUCAACUACAUUAUUGUAUACAUAGGUCCAAUUACUCUAAGAAAUCAAUUUUAUACUACUAGUGAAGCCAGAUUAGUAUCUAGUGCUGUAGUUUAGUUAUCUGUACUGUUAUGGAAAUGAAAACUGUAUUAAUGAUCAUUUUAGCAGAAAACUGCUAUUCACA
Chenopodium quinoa (quinoa) is the source of this 3654-nucleotide messenger RNA. Its product is annotated as receptor protein-tyrosine kinase CEPR2-like. Gene Ontology annotation, cellular component: plasma membrane. Gene Ontology annotation, molecular function: protein kinase activity; protein binding; ATP binding. The transcript has 3 exons. Bases 472 to 3438 code for a protein of 988 amino acids. Gene Ontology annotation, biological process: protein phosphorylation; hormone-mediated signaling pathway. NCBI's taxonomy places the organism in Eukaryota, Viridiplantae, Streptophyta, Magnoliopsida, Caryophyllales, Amaranthaceae. The record is from RefSeq and is a predicted model, not a curated record.